CGCCGCCUCCACUCCGCUGCUUGGUGCGGUCCCCGUGUGGCCCGGGCGGCCCGGGGGCGCGGAGCCAAGGCAGCGGCCGGCUGCAUGAAGGACUGCGAGUACCAGCAGAUCAGCCCCGGGGCCGCCCCGCCGCCCGCCUCCCCCGGGGCGCAUCGCCCCGGCCCUGCCGCGCCCCCCGGACCGGGCCCUGGACCCCCGCCGGCCGUCGCCCCCGCCCCGGCGCGCUGGAGCAGCAGCGGCAGUGGGAGUCUUGGCCGCCGCCCUCGGCGCAAGUGGGAGGUGUUCCCAGGCCGCAACCGCUUCUACUGCGGCGGUCGCCUCAUGCUGGCCGGCCACGGCGGAGUCUUUGCGCUCACAUUGCUGCUCAUCCUCACCACCACCAUCCUCUUCUUCGUCUUCGAUUGUCCUUUCCUGGCCAGCCAACUGACCCUCGCCAUCCCCAUCAUUGCCGCCAUCCUCUUCUUCUUCGUCAUGAGCUGCCUGCUGCAGACAAGUUUCACUGACCCUGGGAUCCUGCCCCGGGCCACUGUCUGUGAGGCAGCUGCCCUGGAGAAACAGAUCGACAACACAGGUAGCUCCACGUAUCGCCCACCUCCUCGGACCCGGGAGGUGAUGAUCAAUGGGCAGAUGGUAAAGCUGAAGUACUGCUUUACCUGCAAGAUGUUCCGGCCACCCCGGACCUCACACUGCAGUGUCUGCGACAACUGUGUAGAACGGUUUGACCAUCAUUGCCCUUGGGUGGGCAACUGUGUUGGGAGACGGAACUACCGCUUCUUCUACGCAUUUAUUCUCUCCCUUUCAUUCCUGACGGCCUUCAUCUUUGCCUGUGUGGUCACCCACCUGACGCUGCGUUCUCAGGGAAGCAACUUCCUCUCUACUCUAAAGGAGACACCAGCGAGUGUCCUGGAGUUGGUGAUCUGCUUCUUCUCCAUCUGGUCCAUCCUGGGCCUCUCAGGGUUUCACACUUACCUCGUAGCUUCCAACCUGACAACGAAUGAAGAUAUCAAAGGCUCGUGGUCCAGCAAGAGGGGUGGAGAGGCAUCAGUCAACCCCUACAGCCAUAAAAGUGUUAUCGCCAACUGCUGUGCUGUGCUCUGCGGGCCCCUACCUCCCAGCCUGAUUGACCGGAGGGGAUUUGUGCAGUCUGACCCCGUGCUGCCCUCACCCAUCAGAAGUGACGAGCCAGCCUGCGGAGCCAAGCCUGCCAAGCCUGAUGCCAGCAUGGUAGGAGGCCAUCCUUGACUAGGGCUCAGUACUUGCCACCUGCUGGCCUGUCUGCCCUUCUGCACUCACCUGCUGCCCUGUACACCUGCUGGGACCCUCCCCAUUACAUCUGAGGGAAGCAGAGCCGCCAACGACUCAAGUCUUUUCGUAUUUA
Chrysochloris asiatica (Cape golden mole) is the source of this 1378-nucleotide messenger RNA. It is a transcript of the gene ZDHHC18, whose product is annotated as zinc finger, DHHC-type containing 18. Lineage: Eukaryota; Metazoa; Chordata; Mammalia; Afrosoricida; Chrysochloridae. The record is from RefSeq and is a predicted model, not a curated record. The transcript has 8 exons. Bases 85 to 1242 code for a protein of 385 amino acids. Gene Ontology annotation, cellular component: Golgi apparatus; endoplasmic reticulum. Gene Ontology annotation, biological process: protein targeting to membrane; peptidyl-L-cysteine S-palmitoylation. Gene Ontology annotation, molecular function: protein-cysteine S-palmitoyltransferase activity.